GACAGUUCGAUGAUUUUAAGUUGCUUACUUCAUUGUAAUCAUUUAGUCAAACAAUAAUCAUGGCGGCUAUAGAUGUCGAGCCCCCAAAAAUGGAGACGGCACUUCGUACCCUUAAACUGUCAGGGCAUGUCGGAUUCGACAGCUUGCCUGAUCAGUUGGUGAAUAAAAGUGUCCAAAAUGGAUUCGUAUUUAACAUCCUGUGUAUCGGUGAGACGGGCCUGGGCAAGUCUACGCUCAUGGAUUCACUGUUCAAUACCAACUUCGAGUCCUCCCCAAGUCCACACAACCUGCCGACUGUGAAGCUAAAGGCCCACACCUAUGAGUUACAGGAGAGCAAUGUGCGACUUAAGCUAACAAUCUGCGACACUGUCGGCUACGGAGACCAAGUCAACAAGGAGGAUAGCUUUAAGGCCGUGGUGGACUACAUCGACGCCCAGUUCGAGGCGUAUCUGCAGGAGGAGCUCAAAAUUAAGAGGUCGCUGGGUGCCUACCACGACAGUCGGCUGCACGUGUGUCUCUACUUCAUUUGUCCAACAGGCCAUGGCCUGAAGUCCAUCGACCUCGUGUGCAUGAAGAAGCUGGACACCAAAGUCAACAUCAUACCUAUUAUUGCGAAGGCGGACACCAUCUCCAAGACUGAAUUACAAAAAUUCAAGUCGAAAAUAAUGCAAGAGCUCCAGGCGAACGGCGUGGAGAUAUACCAGUUCCCGGUGGACGACGAGUCCGUGUCGGAGACCAACUCGACCAUGAACUCUCACAUACCGUUCGCGGUGGUCGGCAGCACGGACUUCGUCAAGAUCGGCAACAAGACGGUGCGCGCCAGGCAGUACCCCUGGGGCACUGUGCAAGUGGAGAACGAGUCGCACUGUGACUUCGUGAAGCUGCGCGAGAUGCUGAUCCGCACCAACAUGGAGGACAUGCGCGAGAAGACCCACGCGCGCCACUACGAGCUGUACCGCCGCCGCCGCCUGCAGCAGAUGGGCUUCACCGACGUCGACGCGGACAACAAGCCCGUAUCCUUCCAGCAGACGUUCGAGCAGAAGCGCAGCGCUCACCUGGCGGAGCUGCAGCAGAAGGAGGACGAGAUGCGCCAGAUGUUCGUGCAGCGAGUCAAGGAGAAGGAGGCUGAGCUCAAGGAGGCCGAGAAAGAGCUCCACGCCAAAUUUGACAAACUGAAGAAGGACCACACGGAUGAAAAGAAACGCCUCGAAGAACUCCGCAAGAAGAUAGAGGACGACACGAUUGAGUUCAACCGGCGUAAGCAGCAGACCGCGCAGUCGCACCACACGCUUACACUCGGUAAGAGCAAGAAGAAGUAAUUGCGGAGAACUCUUUGCGAAUCGUGCGAGCCUGGUACCGGCGGGGGCGUGAACGAGGAGAGGGGAUGGUUCGUAACAUUUUAUUUUAUAUAAUCUUCCAUACUACGUCACGUAGUCACAUCACACUUUAUUUGAAACUUAGAUGUUAUAGAUUGAAUGUCUCCAUACAAAUUCAUCACUAAGAACAAGUCGGCUUUUUUAUUCAUGUGUGCGUGAAUAGGGUUACCAUUAUGUACAUUAAUUAUAAAGUAUAAGGGAGAAAUUUUUAUUGUAAAUUUAAAUUGAAAAAUAAAAAAUAUGCAUAAUUCUUAACAUAUAUAUUUUAAAUAAUCAGAUAUCGUUCAUUAUGAUUCGUAAUGAUGCUUAUUUUUACUAUAAUUAUUGGUAUAUUUAUAAUACAUUGGUAUAUUUCUAAGCACAGAUCUAAAACAUGUUUUCGUCUUUAAAUACCACCACCAUUUUAAUUAAAACAUAUAUAUUAUUUUGUAAACAAUAUUUAUAUAUCAAUAUUUAUAUUAUAACAGAAAAAUAGUAUUUAAUUUUAAUUUAAAAAAAUCAACUUGAUUUGGGUAAUUUCAAAUUCAAUCACUUGCAACACUGAAACAAAAAAUUACGAUUGUUUCGAUGAAAAUUAUGUGCCAUGAUUUAGUCAGUCAAAUACUAAAAUGGCUGACUAAAAAUUGACACGUUUCUGACACUGGUCACUCUAUCUAUAUAAUCUAAGAUUUCAAAUUAAUUAUUUUUAAGUACAUUUAAAGUUAUCUAUAUUAUACACUUAAAUAAAUACGCUGCAUAAUUGAUACUGCAACGAUAAGUCGCAAUGCAUUUCCAUGGAAACUAGAUGAUUUAUCAUUUCACUAUUAAUUAGCGAACAUAGCGUGUUUAGCCCGUAAUAGAAUAAGCAAUGUAAAUAAAGAGUUAUAUUUAAGUCAUUCAAAAUAUUUGGACGUAAUAAAUUCAAAGUAUGCUAUUAUUAUCAUUCAAAUGUUUAUAUUUAGGUCAGCAUUACUUUUGAGUUUCCAUCCAAAAUUCCAUGUAUUUAAUGUAUCCAAUUGUAAAAUGUACUUGGAUAGUAUUCAAUAUAGCUAUUACAUUAUGUAGAAUGUUUUAAAUGUUACAUCGAUACAAAAUAAAAAAAAAAAACUCACAAAAUUUUACAAAUUUUUCAAUUACGAAUACUUGCUUGUAACUAUUGGAGUUAAUAGUUGGAUUAAAGCAUAAUUUUUCAAAAUAUAACCUUGACUUUUAAAAAAAAAAUUAAAAUUGUUUCAUUGAAAAUAUUUAGAUUUUAAUUAGUGACUGAUUAAUAAUAUAUUUGUGUGGCGGCGUACACAUAAAAAUUAAAUCUUAUUAGAUAUAAUAUAAAUAUAUAAAGAAGACUUUCGUAAGUUAAUCCUACAUAGAGCUACGCAUUCUUGGCCUAGCAUCUUAUUAUGGAACAAUGAUAUUAAAAAAUUUGUAAUUAUCAUUUACAUAUUAUAUAUAGGGGGUGCAGGAAAAUAUUUGGCUGUAUAAAUGUUACAAAUACUUCUAAAUUAUCCAAAAUGUCUCAGAAAGUUUCUAGAAUUGUUUUCUUCGUCUUAUUAUUACAAUUAUUUUCUAAAUCUUUCCACUCUACGCAAUUUACAAUAAUUUUUUUCUUUUUGUGCACUUUUUUUUUUAUUACAAUAAAUAUCCUAAUUUCAUUGCUAAUAUAUAAUAUUAUGUUUAGGUAAAAUCGGCCAAAUGACUAACCAGGUUUGGUUAUAAAAUAUAUCUACCAAAUGUAUUAAAACUAAAUAAUUAUUUACAUUUAGCUGUAUUGACUAGAAUAAGGGAUUCAAUACUCGAAUACGUUAAAUAUAAAUAUAUAACUAGUCCACUGCCUCUCAGCUUGCAAAUUCAUUGAGUUAUUUUGGUAAUUUUGGUCCUCUAUGGAAUUCUUUUGUUUCGGAGUCGAUCGGGAGAUGUAGAGACGACGAGGAGUCCUGACCAAAGGCUGUCCGGCCCAGUUGUAUUCGUCUCUUGACUUUGUUCUCAAAAUUGUUCGUACUCCGUUGGAAUGUUUAUCCUAGAUAAACAUAUUCCUGAACAAUUUCAAGAGCAUUUCAUACAUUUAUAGCAAUCGGUUCUGGAUGAACCCGAUCGUUAAACACCGAGACGUUGAGACAAGUCCGCUAGGCUGUUCAGAGUUUGCUGUAGCUCCUGCAGCGACUCGGCCAUGUUGAGAAUGUCGUCUGCAAAUCUUAAGUGAGAGAUGUGCUCACCAUUGAUAUAAUGCCACAAUUUUUCCAGUCCAGCAUUUUGAACAUAUUCUCUAAAGCAGGUAUGAACAAUUUAAGGGAUAUAACAUCUCUCUCAUUUCUCGUCGCAGACGAAUAUGAUUAUUUGUUGGUUUUUUACUUGGACAAUCAUUGUGGCAAGAUCAUAGAGGCAUCUCAACAUUUCGAUAUAUUGCCAAGUGACUUCGCAUCGCUACAGGGAUUCCAAAAUAGACAAGGUUUCGAUGGAAUCAAACGCCUUUUCAUAGGCAAUAAAAGCUAGACAAAUGGACUGAUAGCUCUUUUGUAACACUCUACCGCACUGUCUGAAUGUAACCUAUAGUGCCAUAUCCACUCCGAAGCCCGACUUGCUCUGGGAUCGAAACUCGUCAAGUCGUUGCGUAAGACAAUUCGUGAUGACCCUUGAAAACAACUUGUAGGCAUGGCUCUACAGCAAGAUGUGUCGAUUACUUUCCAAAAGGGUUUUUAUCUCCCUUUUUGAUAAGUAAAACGACCAGGUCUUUACUCCAUGCCUACGGAGGUCUCUCAGUGAAGAGGAUGGAGUUGAAGAGCUUCUUAGGCUCCAAGAAUUAGAGAGUCUUUUGCCUUCAGAAGUUCAGUUGUAAUUCCAUCUUCACCUGGGAUUUUUCCAUGUUUUUGGUUGUCUAAGAGGCAUCACGAUCUCGUCACGAUUAAUAACGGUUUCACAUUGCGUACUCAAAAUGAUUCUGAUGAUUUAUAUUAAUAUACGAUAUAACGUAUUGAGUAUUGAAAGUAGCACAUAAGUUUUAUAUGAAAACUAAAUAUAGUUAUGUUUAAAUAGUUUAUUGAAAGUCGCGCAUACAGAGCACCUAAUAACCAUUGCCUAUUUCGUAGACCUGAUGAUUUCGUACCUAUUUAAUGUAAUGUAAUUAAAUAGCGUCUUUGGCUUAUUUGCAAUUGCAUUCAUCUAAAUUUUCUUAUAAGAAUACAAAUUAUAACAAAUAUCCUACGUACACACACUCUUAAAACAAAUAUUUUAACAACCUCCUUGCUAAAAAAAUCGCAACAUGCAUCUUAAAUAUUUAUCUCACGAAGUAAGCAGAGAGGACUCAGUGUCUGUUCCUACUAACACAUGUCUCUUGCCUUUACCAAAUGUUACUUUUUUAAUUACCUUUAAUUUGUAAACUUUGAUUUAUGAUAUAUUUUUGAAGCAAUUUUACAGGAUUUUGGAAAAACUGUGUCCAUAGAA
Messenger RNA from Galleria mellonella (greater wax moth), 4790 nucleotides. RefSeq names its product septin-2 (gene Septin2). Lineage: Eukaryota; Metazoa; Arthropoda; Insecta; Lepidoptera; Pyralidae. Gene Ontology annotation, biological process: cytoskeleton-dependent cytokinesis. The transcript is spliced from 9 exons. Gene Ontology annotation, cellular component: microtubule cytoskeleton; cell division site; septin complex. Gene Ontology annotation, molecular function: GTPase activity; molecular adaptor activity; GTP binding. The record is from RefSeq and is a predicted model, not a curated record. Bases 60 to 1319 code for a protein of 419 amino acids.